CAAGUUUUUGCUUUUGCGGCUUUGAUUUACUUUUGCGCUCUCUCUCUCUAUCUUUUGCUCACAUCGCUUUCUUCCUGUUCACGUUAUCUCUGUCAAACUCGGUAAGAUGUCUUGCCGGAGUUCUUAUCUCAGGGAAGCUCGAACGGCGUAUUUCCUGAAUUGUGUUUCUCUGCGCUGCGGACUUUUCUCGUGGUUCUAGGGUUACGGAUCUUGAUUUUUUCUUGAACGAAGGUUUGUCUUCCUCGGCAUUUGUGAUCUUUCGAUCACAUCAGUAUCAGAAGAUGCCGUGCGCGACUUCCGAUGCGUCUGAUAAGGAUUCGGAGCCGUUCGUCGAGGUGGAUCCUACCGGAAGGUACGGCCGUUACAGCGAUUUACUUGGCUGUGGGUCGGUGAAGAAGGUCUACCGCGCGUUUGACCAGGAGGAAGGCAUUGAGGUGGCUUGGUGCCAGGUUCGGUUGUCGAGUUUCAGCGAGGAUCGGUCGGUAAUCGAUCGACUGUACUCGGAGGUCCGGUUGCUUCGUACUAUGAAGAACGUGAACAUCAUCGAGCUUUACAAUGUGUGGACUGAUGAGGAGAAAAGCACAUUGAAUAUGAUCACUGAGGUCUGCACGUCUGGGAAUCUGAGGGAAUACCGUAAAAAGCAUCGUCACGUAUCUGUCAAGGCCUUGAAGAAGUGGUCCAGACAGAUCCUGAAAGGUUUGGAGUAUUUCCACAAUCAUGAACCGUGCAUCAUCCACAGAGAUCUCAAUUGCAGUAACAUCUUCAUCAAUGGAAAUAUUGGGCAGGUGAAGAUCGGUGAUCUAGGUUUGGCUGCGAUAGUGGAGAAGAACCGCUUGGCGCACUCGGUGCUAGGGACGCCAGAAUUCAUGGCGCCUGAACUAUACGAGGAGGAAUACACGGAGAUGGUGGACAUAUACUCGUUCGGGAUGUGCGUAUUGGAGCUGGUGACGCUGGAGAUACCCUACAGCGAGUGCGAUAGCGUGGUGAAGAUAUACAAGAAGGUGACGUCGGGGUUGCGGCCCCAGGCCAUGAACAAGGUGAAGGAUCCUGAGGUCAGUGCCUUCAUAGAGAAAUGCCUCGCCAAGCCUAGGGCUAGACCUUCCGCGUCAGAGCUCCUCCAGGAUCCUUUCUUCGACGGACUUGAUGAUGACGAAAACAACAAUAACAAUAACAGCAACAUAUGCUCUUAGGGACGACGUCAAUGACGGACGAUUCAGUUAGAUUUUUUUUUCUCUUCUUUCAAAUCAAUUUGUUUCGAUUUUUUUUUUCUCCAAUAUCGGCUGUGUGUGAAAAAGGUUUCUUGGGUUUUUUUGUUUUUUAAGGGGAUGAUUUGGUUGCAGAAGGAAUUUUGCAUGUACAGAUUUCAAUUUAAUCAUAUAAUAGAAGAUUGAUUUUUCUGUGUAACA
Molecule: messenger RNA, 1406 nt
Organism: Macadamia integrifolia
Lineage: Eukaryota; Viridiplantae; Streptophyta; Magnoliopsida; Proteales; Proteaceae
Product: probable serine/threonine-protein kinase WNK11
Exons: 3
Coding region: 282-1190 (302 amino acids)
Biological process (GO): protein phosphorylation; intracellular signal transduction
Cellular component (GO): cytoplasm
Molecular function (GO): ATP binding; protein serine/threonine kinase activity
Source: RefSeq, a predicted model, not a curated record